Messenger RNA from Mycotypha africana, 598 nucleotides. RefSeq lists its product as uncharacterized. The record is from RefSeq and is a predicted model, not a curated record. Bases 48 to 341 code for a protein of 97 amino acids. NCBI's taxonomy places the organism in Eukaryota, Fungi, Mucoromycota, Mucoromycetes, Mucorales, Mycotyphaceae. The transcript has a single exon.
GCAAUUGAUUAAUUUUCAAGACGUUUAAAUCCUACACAUAAUAGAAGAUGCUUGCUUCCCGCAUAAUAUCUAUCUUUGUUGUUCUCACUGUGCUGACUACAAUGGUUAUGGCUAAGAAACACAAGAGCAAGCACAAGAGCAAGCACAUGACCAAACACAAGAAAAAAAUUUUCACCACUUCCUUUCCAGUCAAAAACAAUGAUGUCCAUGCUCACUACCGAACAAAAACCCUUCCUGCUAGCAUCUUCCCUACAUUUUACAACUACGAAAUUAUGGAUUCAAAUCCUUUAAAAGAUGGUCAAGUCUACCUUAGCGCACAAGAUGCCGGAUAUAAGGUGUAAAAUGUAUAUUAAGCUUCAUAACAUACUCCUUUCUGGAGAUAUUCCCCAGCUAUUCCAUCCGUCUUCUAAACUCAUAUACUCUAAAAUUAUCAAUUCAUACGCUGUAAAAUUUUUGCUUAAUCCUUACAUACGUGUAUCUUUCGCCUAAUCUUCUACCAUUUAGAGGUUUUAUUUUUCCCAAUAAAACACGUCCGUUUUGUAACUUAAUUCACAUGCUUAAUUUCAGCUUAAAAAUUAUGAAACAAACAAUUUUCUUU